Messenger RNA from Labrus mixtus (cuckoo wrasse), 9374 nucleotides. RefSeq names its product calcium channel, voltage-dependent, N type, alpha 1B subunit, b (gene cacna1bb). Bases 9 to 6833 code for a protein of 2274 amino acids. The record is from RefSeq and is a predicted model, not a curated record. Gene Ontology annotation, biological process: calcium ion import across plasma membrane; chemical synaptic transmission. The transcript is spliced from 46 exons. Lineage: Eukaryota; Metazoa; Chordata; Actinopteri; Labriformes; Labridae. Gene Ontology annotation, cellular component: membrane; voltage-gated calcium channel complex; neuronal cell body. Gene Ontology annotation, molecular function: high voltage-gated calcium channel activity.
UUGAGUACAUGAUCCUUGCUACGAUUAUCGCCAACUGCAUUGUCUUGGCCCUGGAGCAGCAUCUACCUGCCAAUGACAAGACGCCCAUGUCAGAGCGACUGGACGACACAGAGCCCUACUUUAUUGGAAUAUUCUGUUUCGAGGCUGCCAUUAAGAUCAUCGCCCUGGGCUUUGCAUUUCACAAAGGCUCCUACCUCCGCAACGGCUGGAAUGUAAUGGACUUCGUUGUCGUCCUCACAGGGAUCCUGGCCACAGUGGGCGCAGACUUUGACCUGCGAACACUGCGAGCUGUGAGAGUGCUGAGGCCCCUGAAACUUGUGUCAGGAAUCCCCAGUCUCCAGGUGGUGUUGAAGUCUAUAAUGAAAGCCAUGGUUCCUCUGCUUCAGAUCGGCCUGCUGCUCUUCUUCGCCAUCGUCAUGUUUGCCAUCAUCGGGGUGGAGUUCUACAUGGGGAAAUUCCACACCACCUGCUUCCGGAUAGACACUGGUGAGAAAUCAGCAGACUGGCCUUGUGGUCUGGAGCCCCCGGCUAGGACCUGUCCAAACGGCACUAUAUGCAGAGAGUACUGGACUGGACCCAACUUUGGUAUCACCAACUUUGACAACAUCCUAUUUGCAGUGCUGACUGUGUUCCAGUGCAUCACCAUGGAGGGCUGGGUGGACAUCCUCUACAACACCAAUGAUGUUGCAGGAAACGCCUGGAACUGGCUUUACUUCAUCCCUCUCAUCAUCAUCGGCUCCUUCUUCAUGCUCAACCUGGUGCUCGGUGUGCUCUCCGGAGAAUUUGCCAAAGAGAGGGAGCGUGUGGAGAAGAGGCAGGAGUUCCUGAAGCUUCGGAGGCAGCAGCAGAUCGAGAGAGAGCUCACCGGGUACUUGGAGUGGAUCUGCAAAGCAGAGGAGGUGUUGCUGGAGGAAGAAGAUGAGAUUGCCGAGGAUAAGUCCCCGCUGGAUGGUGCGUGGUACAAGAGGAAACAAAACCUGCCAGUCCUGAAACGAGGCAAAGCCAAGAAAGGUAAAAACGACCUGAUCGGUGCUGAGGAGGGGGAGGAUCCUUUCGCAGACAUCUCCUCUGUCCCUCCUCCGGGCUCUCCUUUUGGUCGGGCCAGUGUGAAAAGCAGCGGGAAGAUGGACAGCUCCUCUUACUUCCGGCGUAAGGAGAAGAGGACCCGCUUCUUCAUCCGCCGCAUGGUGAAGGCUCAGAGCUUUUACUGGAUCGUUCUGUGUGUGGUGGGCCUCAACACUCUGUGCGUGGCCAUUGUGCACUAUGACCAGCCCGAGUGGCUUACAAGAGCCCUCUACGCUGCAGAGUUUGUAUUCCUCGGAUUAUUUCUGACUGAGAUGAGUUUGAAGAUGUAUGGCCUUGGAGUGAGGAAUUAUUUCCACUCCUCCUUUAACUGCUUUGAUUUUGGGGUGAUUGUUGGAAGUAUUUUUGAGGUGAUCUGGGACAUGAUUAAACCGGGAGCAUCGUUUGGGAUCAGUGUGUUAAGAGCCCUACGACUUCUCAGGAUAUUUAAAGUCACCAAGUAUUGGAACUCGUUGAGGAACCUCGUCGUCUCCCUCCUGAAUUCCAUGAAGUCCAUCAUCAGCUUGCUCUUCCUCCUCUUCCUCUUCAUUGUGGUCUUCGCUCUGCUCGGCAUGCAGCUCUUCGGAGGACAUUUUAACUUUGAGGAUGAGACGCCAACAACAAACUUUGACACCUUCCCAGCAGCCAUCCUCACUGUGUUCCAGAUUCUGACUGGCGAGGACUGGAACGCCGUAAUGUACCACGGGAUCGAGUCUCAAGGAGGCGUUCGCUGCGGCAUGUAUUCCUCAGUCUACUUCAUCGUCCUCACGCUCUUUGGAAACUACACCCUCCUGAAUGUCUUUUUGGCCAUCGCUGUCGAUAACCUCGCAAAUGCGCAGGAGCUGACUAAGGAUGAAGAGGAGCAGGAGGAGGCAGCCAAUAAAAAGCUCGCCCUGCAGAAGGCUUUGGAGGUAAAGGAAGUCAGCCCCAUGUCAGCGGCCAACAUCUCCAUCUCUGCUUUUGUAAAGCAAAAUCGAGAUGCAAUCUCUCGCAGGUCGUCCAUCAACAGCAUUCAGUCACCUAAGGAGCAGCAGCGGUCGGCAAAGUCCAUGUCGGUGUGGGAGCAGAGAACCAAUCAGCUGAGGAGACAUAACAUUAGGUCGAGCAGCGAGGCCUUGUUCAAUGAGCUGGACCCCGAGGAGCGCCUCAGGAUGACUACCGCCCUCCACCUGCAUCCUGACAUGAAGACUCAUCUUGACAGGCCGCUUGUGGUUGAGGCCAGGGAUGGCGAGAAACCUGGGAAGCCCCCUGAUGGAGGUCAGGAGGAAGUAGGAGACGUUUUGGUAGACAACUUCCACACACACUCUAGGAAGCAUUAUCGGCACCGCGACAAGAACGGAGAGAGCAGGGAAGGAGGCGAUGGAGAGCGGGGAGAGAGACACCACACCCAUCACAGCAGGAGCAGAGAUCCCAACGGUAACGGCAAUCAAGCGAAAGAGAGGAGAGGAGAGAGGAGUCACAGCCGCGAGAGAGGGCAGGGACACAGACACCACCACCAGGGCGGCUCACCGGAGGAGGAGGCCCAAGGCAUCAGAGGAGAAGAAAAGGGCCAUCGGCACCACCACUCCCACCGUACCACGAAAGAGGGAAAUGGGAUAAUAGUGAAUGGUGCACAGGGAGAGCACAGGGUGAAGGGCGGAGGAGGAGGGGGGGACAGCAAUGGAGAGAGGAAGGCACGUUGCUCUCGAAUGAUCAGAGCUCAGUCUACGCUGGAUGGAGAUGACUGCAAGAGGAGCAAGAAUGGAACCAAAAAUCACUGGGACAGGCAUCCAGAUGCUGAGGAGCUAGGCCUUGCCACUAGUCCUCUUCAGCCGAUGCGGAGCAGCAUGAGUCUUGGAGACAAACAAGAGGAUGCUGACAACCAGAAGAACUCCACCAGGGCCAGCCAGGCGGGCCUCAACAGCAAUGCCAUCCACAUCCCUGUGACCAUCACUGCUCCACCUGGAGAAACCACCAUCAUACCCAUGAACAACAUUGACUGCGACAACUUCCAACUCAAUGAUGAAAAGAAAGAUUUGGAGGAGGAGGAGGAGGAGGCAGCCAACGGGCCGCGGGAGAUGCUUCCCUACAGCUCCAUGUUCAUCUUCGGGGUAACAAACCCGGUGCGACGGCUGUGUCACUACGUGGUCAACCUCCGCUACUUUGAGAUGUGCAUCCUGAUGGUCAUUACCAUGAGCAGCAUCGCUCUGGCAGCUGAGGACCCCGUGCAAGCCAACGCACCGCGGAACCAAGUUCUCAAGUAUCUGGAUUAUGUCUUUACUGGAGUCUUCACUUUUGAGAUGGUGAUUAAGAUGAUUGACUUGGGACUGCUCCUCCACCCUGGCUCUUAUUUCCGUGACCUGUGGAACAUUCUGGACUUCAUUGUGGUCAGCGGAGCCCUGGUCGCCUUCGCCUGCUCAGGGACCAAAGGCAAGGACAUCAACACGAUCAAGUCCCUGAGGGUCCUCCGAGUCCUGCGGCCACUUAAGACCAUUAAACGACUGCCCAAGCUAAAGGCGGUGUUCGACUGUGUUGUGAACUCUCUGAAGAAUGUUCUGAACAUCCUCAUCGUCUACAUGCUCUUCAUGUUCAUCUUCGCUGUUAUCGCUGUACAGCUCUUUAAGGGAAAAUUCUUCUACUGCACAGACGAGUCCAAAGCUCUGGAGAAAGACUGCAGGGGUCAGUUUCUGGACUACGACAAGGAUGACGUGGCAGCUAAGCCCAGAGAGUGGAAGAAAUAUGAGUUUCACUACGACAACGUUCUCUGGGCCUUCUUAACCCUCUUCACUGUCUCCACUGGAGAAGGCUGGCCGAUGGUCCUGAAGCACUCUGUGGACGCCACCUACGAGGACCAGGGCCCCAACCCAGGCUUCCGCAUGGAGACCUCCAUCUUCUAUGUGGUCUACUUCGUGGUGUUCCCCUUCUUCUUUGUCAACAUUUUUGUGGCUUUAAUCAUCAUCACCUUCCAGGAGCAGGGAGACAAGGCCAUGUCGGAGUGCAGCCUGGAGAAAAAUGAGAGGGCUUGUAUUGACUUUGCCAUCAACGCUAAGCCGCUAACGAGAUACAUGCCAGAGAACAAGCAGUCCUUCCAGUACAAGAUGUGGAAGUUUGUGGUGUCGCCUCCCUUUGAGUACGCCAUUAUGACUCUAAUCGCCCUCAACACAGUCGUGCUGAUGAUGAAGUUCUACGGAGCUCCAGACCUGUACGAGUCCAUGCUGAAAUACUUGAACAUCCUCUUCACAGCCCUCUUCACACUGGAGUGCAUCCUCAAAAUGAUUGCCUUCGGUCCACUGAACUACCUGAAAGCCGCCUGGAAUGUGUUUGACUUUGUGACUGUACUUGGAAGCAUCACAGACAUCGUGGUCACAGAGGUUAAGGACAAGAUGAUCAACCUGAGUUUCCUGAGGCUUUUCAGAGCUGCGCGGCUGAUCAAGCUGCUGCGGCAGGGCUACACCAUCCGCAUCCUGCUGUGGACCUUUGUUCAGUCCUUCAAGGCUUUGCCUUACGUCUGCCUGCUCAUUGCAAUGCUCUUCUUCAUUUAUGCCAUCAUUGGAAUGCAGGUGUUUGGAAACAUUGAGCUGAAUGAGGACACAGCAAUUUAUCACCACAACAAUUUCCAGACCUUUUUCCAGGCCUUGACCCUUCUCUUCAGGAGUGCAACAGGAGAGGCGUGGCAUGAGAUCAUGUUAGCAUGUCUGAGUAACCGACGGUGUGAUUCGCUCUCAGGAACUGUGGGGAAAGAGUGUGGUAGUGACUUUGCCUACUUCUACUUUGUCUCCUUCAUCUUCCUCUGCUCCUUCCUGAUGUUGAACCUCUUUGUUGCUGUCAUCAUGGACAACUUUGAGUAUCUGACCAGAGAUGCCUCCAUCCUGGGGCCUCAUCACCUCGAUGAAUUCAUCCGCGUGUGGGCAGAGUACGACCCUUCUGCCUGCGGCCGCAUGAAUUACCGCGACAUGUACGAGAUGCUUCGUGACAUGUCCCCUCCGCUAGGUUUGGGAAAGAAAUGUCCCCCUCGAGUGGCCUAUAAGCGGUUGGUGAGAAUGAAUAUGCCCAUUGCUGAAGACAACACCGUGCACUUCACCUCCACACUGAUGGCUCUGAUCCGCACAGCCCUGGAGAUCAAACUGGCAUCUGGGGUCCUGGCACAGCAUUUGUGCGAUGCUGACCUGAAGAGAGAGAUAAAACGAGUGUGGCCAAGCCUGCCGCAGAAGACUGUUGACCUGCUGGUGACACCUCCUAAAUACAAUGAGCUGACUGUGGGGAAAGUCUACGCAGCUCUAAUGAUCUUUGACUACUACAAACAGAACCGUGCCAAAAGACUCCAGCAGCAGAACACUUCAGGGGGACCUCAGAGUAAACUGGGGGCAUUAUUCCGUCCUGUGCUGCCACUCACUCACAUACUGGAAGUUCAACCUCCGGUUUCCAGCCCCAAACAACCCCCCACCACCCAGCCGGAGCCAGAAGUGAAGCUUGUGGCUCUUCCUUCAACGUCCCUCACUGCCACCACCUCUGCAACAAGGGACACAAUACUGAACCAGAGGAGUGGGAUAAAACACUCCCAGUCUGGUGAUGUUUCUCAGGCUGCACAGAGGCCUAAAGGCCGGAGGAAACUACAGAGAGGCCAGUCAGAGGAUGUGCCAUACUCAACCAGACCUCAGGAACUGGUUGAACUGAAACAGGUGGAGAACAUUUCAGACUCAGAAGGAUAUCCGAGCCUGGAAGGUCACAGCAGAGCAGCUUCACUGCCCCGUCUCAAUGCUGAGUACUAUCCGAUUGUCGACCUCAGUCCGAUAAGACGCUCAGCAUCCUCGCUGACACAGCAGCAUCACCAUGAGGGCGGGCUGAGGGAGUAUAACCUGGACCGGAUCGGCCAGUCAACAACAGGGCCAGGCCAAUUCCAGGGCCAGGACAGAGCCCACCACCAUCACCACCACCACCGCUGCCAUCGACGCAGGGACAAGGACAAAGACAAGAAGCAGAAGUCGCUGGAUAGAGCUGCUUCAGUUCAACCCUCCAGCACUGUUGAUUCAUUCACCGACCCUUCAGCAGAAGGUCUGUCCAGAGAGCGAGCGAGGGAGCGUGACCGCAGCCGGCCUCAUGAGAGGAGGCAUCACUCGUCAGCAGGAGAGAAGCAGCGCUACUACUCCUGUGAGCGAUACGGCAGCGGGGAGCAGUGUCACGCCAAGUCAGCGGGUCCAAGUCGGUCCACAUCUCCCGGAGAGGGCCAGCAUGGUAGCACUGUGGGUAAAUCCGGCCCUGUAACGCUUCCCUCUGGUUCGAGCACUCCAGGCCGCAGUCGCAGGCAGCUCCCACAGACCCCCCUCACACCUCGCCCUGCUGUGGCCUAUAAGACCGCCUACUCCUCGCCUUUCCAAUCAGGUGCCAGCACCUCUACAACGGGGCAUCAGACUCGCUUCAGCCGUGGCCUUUCGGAGCAUGAUCGUUUACUUGGGGGCCUUGAAGAGUCCCAGUUACCGAUCACUCGCAUCGGUUCGGACCCGAAUUUAACCCGGCAGCAGCAUGCUGCUUCUCAACAGGCGGGGGAUUCAGAGGACUUCCAGGACACUGUGAGCAGUUUUGAAGGGGGACGCUCUGCCAGAACUACUGCCUCCACCACAGCCUCAGCUUCACAGGGAACUGCAGCCACACCUGUCACUGCGUCCGCCAUGCAGGGCCGGGCGGGGCCGGUGCCUAAUGGGUACCACUUCACCCUCGGGGUGAACUCUGCGUCUGGGCCCGGGGGCCGAGGAACAGGCAGUCUCAGGGAGAGGGAUGAAGACGAUUGGUGCUAACAUGGCAGAAAGCUGUUAGCCAAAGCCAAAAAACGGUAAAGCUUAUCAGUGUUGUUGAGCGCUUGUGUCAGGUCCAAUGAGCUGAUACGAAGACAGAGGAUUUAUCCAGAAGAAAAAAAUGGAUCAAGAGCCAGUGGAACGUGCUGUAAACGGGGAUCAGAAAUCAUUCCAGAUUAGUAGUCCUACUCUUCUUUUUUAUACAACAAAGUCUUUAAGAAAAAACACUGAUCACUUUUUCUACCCCCUUUACUUGCACUGAAAUUAUAGCACAAGUGAAGACCCUUAAGUAUUUUGCCUUUGCCAGUAAAAUCAGUGUUGAAGCAGAAGACAAAAGACAAAAUCUCCUAUGUGAAGCUAGUUACUUAGCUUCAGACUGAUCUGAAUGCCUCGUUCCUGCUAUUAAUAUGGCUGCUCACAACACAAGUUUUAUUUUUAUAUGUUUCAUCAUGUUCAUGUGGUCCAAUAUUAACUUGAUCAAAUUAAUGCUAUCACCAAAAUAUUUUCCUCUUUUUUUUUUUUUUUUUCAGCCAUUUUUUUUCAGCCAUCACUUUGGGAUUAUCACCGAAGUCUGACCAGGACGGUCAUUAGCAAAGCAAAUUAUUGUUCUGCCAUUUUAACAGAAAGACAAAAGUUAACACCAGAUGGGAGAGAACAGGUUAAGGGUUAAGUUCAUCAUGAUAAGCUUUUUCUUGUAAAUUGUACCACAUAUAAAUUUUAGAGUGCAAAUAGGGACAAGAAAUCUCUUUUAUGAAGUUAAGUGGCUGAAUACUAAGUGCCUCGUUUUCCAAGAUGUAUCCUGUUAGAUGGACUUGAAUAUAGGAUGUAAGUAUGUAAAACGUAUAAAGAACAAAGUUUGGAUCUGGUAAAAUGAACAGAAUGCAAAAAAAAAAAAGGUUUUUGUACUGAAUCUUGUUGUAGGUGAGUCAGAACCUGAGAUCCAAAGUAAGCAAUGUAGUGCAUGCCAGGGUCUUGUACUUGUCAAAAGAAAUUGUGUCUGUACUUUUAAGGAUGUGUGAUAAGAAUUUGCCUUUCUCUUUCAAAUAUACUGCCAGCUAGUUGGUAGAAAUGGUCUCUGAGUGGAGAAAAGUGCCAUUCUUUUAUUUCUUAUCAACAAAACAGUCCAUAUUCAGAACCACUCGCCUCUUCAUGCGUUCAGAAGACAUUUCAUCUCUGCCAUAUAUCCCCAAGUGUCAUGGGUUUCCUUAUCUCUUUCCUCUGAGAGCAGUAUUGUGUGACGGUUUGUAGGUGAGGCUACCUGUUUGUGAAUUCACAGGUACAAUAAAGAGCUGUGUUGUUGCUGCAGACUGUUGACUUCAAGUAGGGCUAUGCAACAAGACGACACUUCAUCUGCCCUGUAGCUUUACCCUCUGGAAAAUCUCCAGAUUCAGGCUUUAGUGUGACUGCGACCAAAUUUUACAUAAAAAUGUAUGAAGCUGUGUAAAUUGUAAAUGUAUUAUAUGAUGUACAGUUAACUGACAACACACACUGAGGCACAACAUGAUAUCAAAGCUGAUACUUGUGAAUCACAGGGCAUUUUUAAAGGUUGGCUAGUUGACUGCAUGACGCCUACCCAGACUGAACCACCCAAAAUAUAAAACUGUGUUCUUUUCAGACUUGGGUCAACUUCUAUUUUUAAACAAUUUUAAUGGUUUUUAAAACUGUACACACAAGGUUAUUAAGUUUCCAGUUAAAACAAGUAUUUCUGGCUCAGUAUUGAGGAUUCCUUUUAAAGAAAUAAUGAGGAGUUAAGGUUACAGAUAAGAUCAGAAUAUGUGGCUCCUUGGUUAAAGCUCUCUUGGUGCUUAACUCUAUGAAAGUUUAUAACCAUGUAAAUUAUUCUAAAAUAUUAUUUGAUCCAAGUCUGAUUGUUUCUUUGUGCUUUAUUUUACCUCCCUGUUGUCUCAUAUAUGUGCAAUCUAUUUGAUGCAUCAUCUAAAAGAAGACAUCUUUAACUUCACAUCUGUAAGGUCUAACAGUAGGCGUGGCUAUGCAAUCUAUUGUGUAAGACGGUUAUGUGCUACAUAAUAGACUGCUAGUGACAUUGUUGGCUUUAAAUGUGUAAGUUGCUAUACAGAAGAAGAGAUUUGUGUUUUCAGACCUCUAAUGAGCCCUUACUGAACAUCCUGCCAUGUUUCUUUUGACAGUUUGACUCUUGACUGCCCCCUCUGGCCAUGUCCUGAUUGCAUGUUCUGAAAUGAAAAUGUGCAUGUGCAAAAAAAACAAAACAAAGAGAGGCAUUAUUUGACUUCAUUCAGUCCACGACUUGUACUAUUUGUUUCCUGGUUGUAUUUUCAGAUGAUCUAAAAAUCAAAGUGUUUCUGUUUCAGGUGAAGAAAAGAAAAACAAAGUUUGAACAUUUUAUCACAGAACCACCAAAGUGGCAAAAGACGCUUUCUUUUUUGGAGAAGAGGUUCUGGAGUGGUUGAAUCCUUUGCUGCCUGAUCUGUUACUUGACUGUCUCUCCCACAGUCAUUUGGACUGUACCUACAGAUUUUGUAUGAAUAUAAGUCCUUAAAUAAAGAGGUAUGGUUAUGAAAUCAA